Molecule: messenger RNA, 2329 nt
Organism: Benincasa hispida (wax gourd)
Lineage: Eukaryota; Viridiplantae; Streptophyta; Magnoliopsida; Cucurbitales; Cucurbitaceae
Product: sterol 3-beta-glucosyltransferase UGT80A2-like
Biological process (GO): carbohydrate metabolic process
Molecular function (GO): UDP-glycosyltransferase activity; hexosyltransferase activity
Source: RefSeq, a predicted model, not a curated record
CUUGUUAUUCAAAGGUUUUCAAACGACAUUCUAAAUUUCUAAUUACCAAAACACCACUGCUUGCGCCAUAAACCGCGUUCCAAAAUUCCCAUUCGAAUAUAUCGAUUGCUUGUUCACUUCACCAAAAUGUUCUCCCAUUUAUUUCCUACAAUUGUUUUCCCCUGUUUUCAAUCCUACCCUUUGAUCAUCAAUCAUCAUCGUUUCAUCAUUUCUAGACACGCAGAGAUUUUUGUAGAAGAAGGGACGACAUAAGUGGAUGAAUGGCGAGCAGAAGGGACAUUAAUGGCGGAUUUGGUCCUCAAUAUGAUCAUCAAACCACCCCUCCAGGUGUUCCAGGUCGAACAUUUUCAAAAGCUAAUAGUCUCCAUGUGGAGAUAUCGUCAGACACCUUGGAAUCAACCUCAUUUCAGCACCGACUUCAAAGAUCAAAAACUGAGAGGCUGAGACAUGAAACCAUAUUUACUGCAGAUGCAGCUCAAAUAUUAGAUAAUAAAAUUCCCAUUGAUCAGAAGUUUAAAUUGUUGCACAGAGUAACUACUGUGAAAGAUGAUGGGACUGUUGAGUUUGAAGUUCAGGGAGACAUUGAAUCUCAAUCUAUUAAUGUUGAAUCUGAAGAAAUUUUCAGUAACGUUCAUGAUGAACACCUUGAUACAUCUGACUUUCAGUACAUAAGGCCCAUGCAAAUAGUAAUACUUAUUGUCGGAACCCGUGGAGAUGUGCAACCAUUCAUUCCAAUUGGCAAGCGUUUGCAGGACUAUGGUCAUCGUGUUAGAUUAGCUACUCAUCCAAAUUUCAAGGAAUUUGUCUUGAUGGCUGGGUUGGAAUUUUAUCCUUUAGGAGGAGAUCCUAAACAGCUUGCAGCUUGUACGUACUUGACAUCAUUUUCUUUGAUGUAUGGCCUGUCAUUUGAUAUGGUAAGAAAUAAAGGCUUCUUGCCUUCUGGGCCUUCUGAGAUACUUAUUCAAAGAAAUCAAAUGAAGGAAAUUAUUUAUUCCCUUCUUCCAGCUUGCAAAGAUCCUGAUAUGGAUUCUGGUAUUCCCUUUGAAGCAGAUGCAAUCAUUGCCAACCGCACGGCAUAUGGGCACACACAUGUGGCAGAGGGACUUAAGCUACCGCUUCAUAUAUUUUUUACAAUGCCAUGGACGCCAACUAGUGAAUUUCCACAUCCAUUAUCCCGAGUCAAGCAACAAGCAGGGUAUAGGCUUUCAUAUCAAAUCGUUGAUUCCUUGAUUUGGCUUGGACUGCGAGACAUUGUUAAUGAUUUUAGGAAGAAGAAGCUGAAGAUACGACCUGUAACAUAUUUAAGUGGUUCACAAUCCUCUGAAUCUGAUGUGCCACAUGUUUAUUUGUGGAGUCCAUACCUCGUUCCUAAACCAAAAGAUUGGGGGCCUAAGAUUGAUGUUGUAGGUUAUUGCUUCUUUGACCUUGCAUCAAAUUUUGAACCUCCCGAAUCACUUGUGAAAUGGCUUGAAGCUGGGGACAAGCCUAUCUAUAUUGGUUUUGGCAGCCUUCCUGUACAAGAGCCAGAAAAGAUGACACAAAUUAUCAUACAAGCAUUGGAAACCACCAAACAGCGGGGUAUCAUUAACGAAGGGUGGGGUGGCCUUGGAAAGUCUGCAGAACAAAAGGACUUCAUAUAUUUGUUGGACGACUGCCCUCAUGAUUGGCUUCUUCCUAAAUGCAAGGCUGUGGUGCAUCACGGUGGUGCAGGAACAACAGCUGCUGGUCUAAAAGCUGCGUGCCCUACUACAGUUGUUCCUUUCUUUGGUGACCAACCUUUCUGGGGGGAACGAGUACAUGCCAGAGGAGUUGGCCCUCCACCCAUCCCGGUUGAUGAGUUCUCACUUCCAAGAUUGGUGAAUGCUAUAAACUAUAUGCUUGAUCCCAAGGUAAAACAGCAGGCUGUCGAGCUUGGAAAGGCUCUCGAGAAUGAGGAUGGGGUCGAAGGAGCAGUGAGAGCGUUCUUCAGGCAACUUUCUAGUAGGAAAAUUGAGCCAGAGCCUGAACCUCAAAAGUCGAGUCUUUUGUUUAUUAGAAGAUGUUUUGGUUGCUCUUGAACCUUGGAUUGGGUGGGUUCUCAAUUCAAUUUGCAAAAAUACAUUUUUGCUGAAUCUUGUGAAGAAUGAGGAUUUGUUCAUGGGAUGAAAAAACUACAGUGAGAGCAUCAUGUAUUAUAAUUGUUGUAAAAUUUAUCAUGUAUUAUAAUUGUUGUAAAGCUUAAGGUUAGAGAACUAAAUGGGAGAUGGACAGAUUGUUCUGUAAAGUCAAGAAUUGUGAUUGUGUGGUGUAAUAAAAGUUUUCAAGUGUCAUUGUACAAUAAAAUUUUAUA